GCGCAGGGAAUCCCACGUAAGCGGGGCGGUGACGUCAUAGCCCCCAAGUUCCAGGGCACUCUGAGAGCCCUGAUGGAGCGCCUCCUGGGUUCGAGGUUUGGUCUCCUCUCCUGCGGCCCACCACUUCCCCUUCACCCCAGCCUGGGGCGGGGGACCUGGCGGAGCACUGUGCGUAUGGUGGUGCGUGCAGCUUCGUGCUAAGAAAGUGGGGAGCCACAUGCACAUAGUAAUGGGUACAGUUGGGACCCCUGAGGUCAAAUCCUGCGUCAGAUUCUGGGAAUCACCCAGGGCAAGUCACCUCGCCUCACUCGGCCUCAGUUUCCUUAUCUGUAAAGUGGGGAUGGGAGCUGCAGAAUUGGGAGUAAAGAGACUGCUCCUUUCCUGCCCACUUAAGCACAGCACGCCCCAGGGGCAACAGGGGGCGCUCGCGUGCUUGGACGGAGAUCCGGCUGUGCUCAUGCGCAGUCUCAUCACCGACGCUCCGCACCUUCACUCCGUCCCUGAGCAGGCGCAGCACGAUCACUCGCCCCUGGCCCCGCCCACGCGCUGCGCAGGCUCUUUGGCGCCCCGUCCAAGGUGGCUUCGUCUGCCGCCGGCUGAGCGUGAGUCCGACGCCCAUCGAACCAAACUUCCGGACCUGAUCACGCGUGUAUUCGUCUCGCGAGAUCACAAAAAACGAGUUUCCGGACUCGGGGCCGGCGGGCAAGCAGCGUGGGAGAGGCUCAGCAGUGACAUGUGGCCCCUCCGGGCUCCAGGCCCCUGGCGCUUGGCCCUGGCCCACCUGCGCCGGGCCAGCUCGCAGGGGGCAGGAGGUGGCGGGGGGCCCCCGCGCGGCCCGGGCCUGCGCACCCGCCUGCUGGUGACCGGGCUCUUCGGGACGGGGCUGGCCGUGGCGUGGCUGUCGGCCCGCGCCGAGAAGGAGCGGCGGGGGCAGCAGCGGCGGAUGGAGGCUUUGCGCAGCGCAGCGGUGGGCCAGGGAGACUUCCACUUGGUGGACCACACCGGCCGUCCCCGCCGCAAGGCCGACUUCGCGGGCCAGUGGGUGCUCCUGUACUUCGGCUUCACGCACUGCCCGGACAUCUGCCCCGAGGAGCUGGAGAAGCUGGCCGGAGUGGUGCGCAGGCUGGACGCCGAGCCGGGGCUGCCGCCGGUGCAGCCCCUCUUCGUCACCGUGGACCCCGAGCGGGACGACGUGGCCGCCGUGGGGCGCUACGUGCGCGAGUUCCACCCGCGGCUGCUGGGGCUGACGGGCACCCCGGAGCAGGUGAGCCAGGCCGGCCGCGCCUACCGAGUCUACUACAGCGCCGGGCCGCGGGACGAGGAUCAGGACUACAUAGUGGACCACUCCAUCAUCAUCUACCUGCUCAACCCCGACGGCCUUUUCACGGAUUACUACGGGCGCAGUAAGACCGAGGAGCAGAUCACGGACAGCGUGCGGCGCCACAUGGCCGCCUUCCGCAGCAUGCGCUGAGUGCCGCGGGCGACAGCGAGCCAGGCUGGCACCAAGCGCGGUUCUGCACCCCAUUCUCUGGUCCACCAGAUACAUUUAUUCUGUGAUGAGGAUUCUCUACACUUCGCUCAACAAGGGAGUGGGAAAUAAACGUAUUUGUUGUACAAACACAA
This is a messenger RNA of Trichosurus vulpecula (common brushtail), 1623 nucleotides long. RefSeq names its product protein SCO2 homolog, mitochondrial (gene SCO2). Gene Ontology annotation, biological process: mitochondrial respiratory chain complex IV assembly. The transcript has 2 exons. The record is from RefSeq and is a predicted model, not a curated record. NCBI's taxonomy places the organism in Eukaryota, Metazoa, Chordata, Mammalia, Diprotodontia, Phalangeridae. Bases 218 to 1471 code for a protein of 417 amino acids.